AUGCUAGAGAAUACGGCGGAUUAUGACCCUCUAGAAGAUAUCACCAAUAUACUUUUUUCAAAAGAAUCACUGGACAACAUAGACGAAUUGAUAAAUGUUACUAGAAGCUACAAAAAGCAACUGCAAGACGACAUUCUUAAAGAGGAGAAGGAAUUGAAUGGCUCUCCUAAAAAUCCCGCCGAAAUGGAGAUUUCCCUAAGGAAGGUUUUCCAAGAUUUCAAAGAAACUCAAGAUAUCUCUGCUUCUACUGAAUUGACAAUUUCGAAUCUGACAGAAGGCAUUUCUUACCUGGACAUUGCCAAGAAAAACCUCACCCACUCUUUAACUCUUUUCCAAAAUUUAAAGAUACUAACCGAUAGCUAUAUACAAUGUAAUGAACUUCUUCCUCAAGGCUCAUUCAAAAAAAUGGUUUCUCCUUACAAGAUAAUGUGUUCCUUAGCUGAAAACACAUUUGUCUCCUACAAAUCGUUGGACGAGAUAAACUAUCUGCUAAGCUCGAUAUCGAGACUGAAAGCAGACACUUCAUCCAAGAUCAAACAAAACUACACUGCGCUCUUUUCCAGCAGUAAUAUCUCCGAGCAUGACACAACGCUCACCUCCGAAUUGCGCGAGGGCGCUUGUGAGUUGCUCGAUUGCGAUACAAGCAUGAAGGCUCAAAUGAUAGAUUGGUGUCUGGAUAAGCUUUUAUUCGAGAUGAGAGAGAUUUUUAGGGUAGAUGACGAGGCCGGAUCCUUGGAGAAUUUAUCGAGAAGAUAUAUUUACUUUAAAAAAAUUCUGAAUAAUUUCAACUCAAAAUUUGCAGACUACUUUCAGAAAGAUUGGGAAAUGGCGGUUAGACUCACCACCUUCUUUUACAAAAUUACACACAAGGAUCUUCAAAUAUUACUGAAAAGGGAAUUCAAAGACAAGAACCCUUCAAUUGAUUUAUUCAUGACGGCAUUACAAUCGACACUGGAUUUUGAAAAGUAUAUUGAUGUGCGAUUUUCCAAAAGAAUUAAAGAAUCGAAAUUAAGUUCCUGUUUUGAACCUUAUUUGACUUUAUGGGUGUCCCACCAAAACCAAAUGAUGGACAAGAAGAUUCUUACCUAUAUGAGUGAACCAAAAUUUCCUUCCAAUGAGGCGGAAUCCCUGGUGUUACCUUCUAGUGCGGAUCUUUUCAGAACCUACCGUUCCGUAUUGUCUCAGACGUUGGAACUCAUUGAUAACAAUGCCAAUGAUGCCAUAUUGACUUCGUUAGCAAAUUUCUUCAGUAAAUGGCUUCAAACGUACUGUCAGAAGAUUCUUCUUCCGUUACUACUGCCUGAUAGUAUUGAAAUACAGGAUAAACAUGAGGCUGCCAAGUAUACCGUUUUAUUGAUCAAUACGUCUGACUAUUGUGCCACGACAAUAGAUCAAUUGGAAGAUAAAUUAUCCGAGUUCAGCAGUAAUCCUGAAAAAAUUUCCAACAGUUUUGCGAAGACAAAAGGCAUAUAUGAUGAUUUGUUAGCCAAAGGGAAUUCUUUUCUCUUGAACCGCGUUAUACCCUUGGACCUAAAUUUCGUAUGGAGAGAGUUUAGCAACAACGAUUGGUCGAAUACUACGAUAGAAGAUUAUAGCAGAUACAUGAUAACUCUCAAAUCCGCACUAAAUGUUUCCGCUUCAGUAGACGCCUCCAAUAAACAACGGCUAGACCAACCUUCUACUUUGGCGUUUAUUUUAUCACAUUUCAAUAGAGAUGUUUACAAAUGGAACUUUUUAGACAAAGUAAUUGAUGCUGUGACUACUAAUUUUGUAAGUUAUAUCAUCCGCAUUUUGCAACCCAUCCCACCAUUCUCCCUGGCAGGCAGCAAACGAAAAUUUGAAACCAAAACCGUGGUCAAUAUCGGUGAGCAGCUUCUUCUUGAUUUGGAAUUGCUAAAGGAAAUUUUUCACACUUUACCAGAAAAUGUCAAUAAUGAUUCUGACUUGCGAGAAAAUACCUCCUAUAAGAGGGUGAAGAGGCAUGCAGACAAUAAUAUAGGCCAACUAUUGAAGUUUAUUAAGCUGCUGGUAGCUCCUCUCGAUUCCGCGGAUGACUAUUAUGAGACCUACUCUAAACUGACAGAUAAUAACCCUGAUUCAGCCGUAUGGUCUUUUAUUCUUGCCUUAAAGGGCAUUUCGUGGGACUUAGCAUUGUGGAAAAAACUAUGGAGUGCGUACAACCUGGAAACUGAUGAGACUGAUGAAGGGAGCAAACCAGAAGAUAAUCGUGACCUUUUCAUUUUUGAAUGGGAUAAAGCACUUUUAAGACAAUUCGAAAGUAACUUGUCAAGAAUUCAAGAUCCAACUUGGUCAAAAUUUGUGAGGCAAGACUUGAAAAUAUCACCACCUAUCGUGAAGAGAGUAGUAUCUACCCGUCAAAUGCAGCAACAUAAAGAAGAGCAAAAAAAGCAAAGCUUAAGCGUCAAAGAUUUUGUUUCCCAUUCCAGGUUUUUUAGUAGAGGAAGCUGA
Molecule: messenger RNA, 2469 nt
Organism: Saccharomyces mikatae IFO 1815
Lineage: Eukaryota; Fungi; Ascomycota; Saccharomycetes; Saccharomycetales; Saccharomycetaceae
Gene: VPS53
Product: Vps53p
Exons: 1
Coding region: 1-2469 (822 amino acids)
Biological process (GO): retrograde transport, endosome to Golgi
Cellular component (GO): GARP complex
Source: RefSeq, a predicted model, not a curated record